CGUUUUCUCUCUCGACGUCGCUCAUGUCAUGCACUCCCUUAGCCAGGAAAUCCGAGCCUUCUCCCGGAAUCAGCUCCGGAAGCAGUGCACCCGGGUGACCACGGUGACUGGAAGGACAGUGAUAGAGACCUGGGAAGAUGCCACCGUACAGGUGCUGGAAGAAGUAGAGCCCGGCGGUGGGGGCGGUUGUGGGUUCGUCCAGGACCUUAGUUUGGACUUGCAAGUUGGCGUGGUUAAGCCCUGGUUGCUCUUAGGGUCACAAGAUGCUGCUCAUGACCUGGAUACACUGAGAAAGCACAAGGUGACUCAUAUUCUUAAUGUUGCAUGUGGAGUUGAAAAUAUAUUCCUCAGUGACUUUACAUAUAAAAACAUCUCUAUACUGGACUUGCCUGAAACCAAUAUACUUUCUUAUUUUCCAGAAUGUUUUAAAUUUAUCAAACAAGCAAAAAUGAAGGAUGGAGUGGUUUUUGUUCAUUGUAAUGCAGGAGUUUCCAGGGCUGCAGCCAUUGUCAUAGGUUUCCUAAUGGAUUCAGAAGAAAUCUCAUUCACCAGCGCCUUUUCUUUGGUAAAAAAUGCAAGACCUUCCAUUUGUCCAAAUGCUGGUUUCAUGGAGCAGCUUCGUGCAUAUCAAGAGGGCAAAGAGAACAAUGAGUGUGAGAGUAUAAUGGAGUUAGAAGGAUGCAGUGGUUCACAAGAAACAUUCUCGUGAAUGUUUCUCGAAGAUUGUUUCUCGAAGAUGAUGAGUGACCAUAAUUUCAGAAUUAGCAUCGUUAGCCACCUUCCCCUUUUUAGAGAGGAGCACUGUAGCACUGUCCUCCCGUUGUUUACUGAUUAGUUCGAGCGGUCCCAGUAACGUCUCCAUUGUGACACUUCUUGUUACUGUGUUUUGGCAUAUCGAAUAUGUCACAGAUAGCUUGCAGGCUUUGCCAUGCAGGCGGGAUACUCUUCAGUAGCUUACUGGGCUCUCCAAGAGGGCCAGAGGAAGAAUUCCCUUUAUUCUUACCUUUUUUUCAAGUAGAAAAGAAGAACAUUUGAUCUGAGCAAGUAUAUAAAAUUCUUUUAAAAUUAUAUUUUCUUUGUUUUUUAUAAUGUGACUAAAUGUUUCUUUGAUUUGCUAAGGAAAAAAUGACAACAUAUUACCAAUAAGUUUUCUAAGUGAGCAAAAGUUUACACUUUAGGGCCUAAAAAUAUUUAGUUGGUGAAGAGUUACGAUUUUUCCUUUACAGCAACUAUUAAAACUUGAAGUACACCUUGACCUCAGAGGAAAUCUAAACCACUGCAGGAUCACAGUGAAUCUUCUCAUGGUGCUUAGAAAA
Molecule: messenger RNA, 1316 nt
Organism: Sorex fumeus (smoky shrew)
Lineage: Eukaryota; Metazoa; Chordata; Mammalia; Eulipotyphla; Soricidae
Gene: DUSP19
Product: dual specificity phosphatase 19
Exons: 5
Coding region: 29-709 (226 amino acids)
Biological process (GO): regulation of MAP kinase activity; protein dephosphorylation
Cellular component (GO): cytoplasm
Molecular function (GO): JUN kinase phosphatase activity
Source: RefSeq, a predicted model, not a curated record